GGACCGUCGAGAGCCUUUCUGUGUGUUCAACUGUCCGUUCUACAAGGCCGUUGUGUUGUUGUACAAUCAAUUGUACUUGUCGCGUUUCUCUGGUGCCUCAGUGCGUCAGUGAGCGCGCUGUAGAAGAAGGAAAAAAAAAAACAUGACCGGCACCGCAACCCUGCUGCAGUGGUUCUCGUUCUUCUCGUUGGCCACUCUGCAGCUGCCGUAUCUUCCAUUCUUCAAGGAUGUUGCCGUGUUGGUGUGCAUGAGCGGCGCGCUCCUGUUUGUCGUCACGCUGGUGCUCGUGUACGUCGUAGCGGACAAGGAGAUGCAUCUUUACCUCACCAAGGCAACACGCGCGGCGCUGCCGCAAGGUGUGGCGGUCAAAGGAAACCAAGUCGCCGUGCCAACCUCGUACGAGGCCUUUGUGAGCGCCUCCAUCACGAUGAGCGUCGUAGGAACCCUGGCGGUGCUCUUAAGUGUUAGUUUUGUUGUCCAGCUUGCGUGUGACGGGAUGCAGGCCUGCGUGUCACCAAUGGUCGCGCUCACGCUGAACACGGUGAAGCCAAAGUGCUGGGACGGCGCAGAGGACUUCAGAGGCAAAGUGGCUCCCUCACCCGAACCGGAUGCUUAA
This is a messenger RNA of Leptomonas pyrrhocoris, 616 nucleotides long. RefSeq lists its product as hypothetical. Lineage: Eukaryota; Euglenozoa; Kinetoplastea; Trypanosomatida; Trypanosomatidae. The transcript has a single exon. Bases 143 to 616 code for a protein of 157 amino acids. The record is from RefSeq and is a predicted model, not a curated record.